AUGGAAACUAUAUUUGAGGAAGAAGACCAGGGCCACAAAUCUGAUGAUAUGGUUGAUGAUGAUGGAAGUAAUCAAGUAUCUGGCGGACCUGAAACUGAUGGGGAGGAUGAUGAUGCUGAGUAUGUGAAGAAUAUUUUAGAGUUGACAGAUGAUGACGUCAUGGGUCUUGAAUUUGAUUCGGAGGAAGAAGCAGUAAAGUUUUAUGAACGAUACGGGCAAUGUUUUGGUUUUGGGGUAAGGAAGGAUAAUGUGUAUCAUGGACCCAAGGGUUGUGUUGUUACACGUCAAUUAGUUUGCAGUAAAGAGGGGGCAAGGCACAAGAAAUACAUGGAACGUGGUGAUCGGGUUAGAGCUCCAAAGCCAAAUACAAGAGUCUCAUGUCCGGCCAGAUUUCGCGUUCGUUAUGAAAGAAACUCAGGUAAGUGGAAAGUAUCUCUUUUUAAGAAGUCUCACAAUCAUGAAUUGACUCCGGUUGACAAAGUACAUCUGAUUUCUUCAUUUCGCCAAAUAAGUGAGUCUGACAAGGCCCAGAUUAAUAGCCUUAAGAUCCAUGGUGUUCGGACAUGUAAUAUAAUGGGGUUGAUGUUAGGGCAGAAAGGUGGUCAUGAAUCUUUGGGCUUUACAAAGAAGGAUCUGUACAAUCAUAUUGACAAGGAGAAGCGGAUAAGAGUUGGGAACGGUGAUGCAGUUGCUGCUUUAUCCUAUUUUGAGGCAAAGUCUGAGAGUGAUCCUAUGUUUUUUUCUAAGUAUACUAAAACUGUUGAUGAAAAUUUGAAAGACCUGUUUUGGAGUGAUGGAGUAAGCAGAUUAGACUAUCAUGCAUUUGGUGAUGUUGUUUCUUUUGACAGUACAUAUAAAAGGAACAAGUACAACAAGCCUCUUGUUAUUUUCUGUGGCUAUAAUCAUCAUGGGAAAACAACAAUUUUUGCAUGCGCUUUGCUAACAGAUGAGUCGGCUAAUACAUAUAAGUGGGUUUUGGAAACUUUUGGUGAAUGUAUGUUUCAGAAGCAUCCGAAAGCAGUUGUUACUGAUGGUUGUUUGGCUAUGAAAGAAGCCAUUCGGUGUAUCUUUCCUAAUGCCCGUCAUAGGUUGUGUUCAUGGCACAUUCAGCAAACUGCACUUGAAAAGUUAAAGCAUUCAGAGUUUCUGGAUGAAUUUUCAGGGUUGAUUUAUGCUAAAAUGAAUGCAGAAAAAUUUGAGAGAUUGUGA
This is a messenger RNA of Lotus japonicus, 1209 nucleotides long. Its product is annotated as protein FAR1-RELATED SEQUENCE 5-like. The transcript has a single exon. The record is from RefSeq and is a predicted model, not a curated record. The coding region runs from base 1 to 1209 and encodes 402 amino acids. Lineage: Eukaryota; Viridiplantae; Streptophyta; Magnoliopsida; Fabales; Fabaceae.